Diaporthe batatas is the source of this 2233-nucleotide messenger RNA. RefSeq lists its product as uncharacterized. Lineage: Eukaryota; Fungi; Ascomycota; Sordariomycetes; Diaporthales; Diaporthaceae. Gene Ontology annotation, molecular function: transmembrane transporter activity. The record is from RefSeq and is a predicted model, not a curated record. Bases 376 to 2130 code for a protein of 584 amino acids. Gene Ontology annotation, biological process: transmembrane transport. The transcript has a single exon.
CAGAGAUUCAUGCACAUGCACCUUUACUAGACUAGCCAGAUACCAUUAUCUGCCUCCCACUGACGCUGGAUCAUUAGUCCUGCAUCCCAACGGGCCGGGAGGUGAGCACUCGGGCAGGCCAGCCAGCCCACUCGGCUGCUGUGUGGGCGGCGCAGCAGGCCGGGAUCAACUGGCAGGACCCUGGCUUGCCCCGGGAUUGAUCGACAUACAGAUUUAUAUAGAUACUGGGGCGCGCUCCACUUUCAACCUCAGGUCUUCGAGAUAUUUCUCACCUUGGAGGCGGCUUGAUUCCUCUCUCCCUCUCUCUUCCUUCCCCCUCCAUUUCAUUGGGCAUCACCCUCACACCGAAGCAAGCUGCACCACACCUGCCAGAUCAUGCCUCACGAUGAACAGCCAGCAGGUCUUGUGCAGAACGGGCACGCCAACAAAAAGCAGCAUGUCAAGCCCGAUGAUGGCUUCCCCACCUACCAGCUCACCAUCCUCGCGAUCUGCCGCUUCUCGGAGCCCAUAGCGUUCAACUCAAUCCUGGCCUACACCUACAUCAUGGUGCAGGACCUCAACGGCACCGACGUCAAUGCCUCCUUCUACGCUGGUCUCCUUGUCUCCGCGUACGCCGUCGCCGAGGCAUUGACCUCGAUGCUGUGGGGAGCAGUGUCUGAUCGGUAUGGGCGGAAGCCCGUCGUACUGUUUGGCCUGUGUGGAGUCGCCAUUUCCAGUCUCAUCUUUGGCCUCGCCAAAACAUACUGGGUGGCCCUGCUGGCUCGGUUCGUUGGUGGCAGCCUGAACGGGAAUGUGUCCGUCAUGCAGACGAUGGUGGCCGAGAUGGUCAAGAAGCCAGAGCAUGAGCCCCGGGCAUAUGCGGUCCAGCCGUUUGUUUGGUUCCUCGGCAGCAUUAUUGGGAGUGCGAUGGGUGGUUAUCUGGCACAACCCGCCAAAUUCUAUCCCGGUUUCUUCUCUCAGGAUGGCCUUUUUGGCCAGUAUCCCUAUCUCCUACCCAACCUUGUCUCCGUUGCGGUCAUUGUCGUUGCGGUUGUCCAGGGAAUCAUUUUUCUCGACGAAACGAACCCUCAGUUCGUGAAGGAGAGCCUGGAGCAGACGCAUGCGGCAGAUGGCGAACAAGAUGACGAGUUUACCCCUCUGAUGCGGACGGCCAGCCAGCCAAGGUCGAUCAUGGAAGAGAUCCGCCACGGGGACCGACCCUUCAUCGCCGAGGAAGGGCUGCCGACAGCGACGGAUCAGCGUUUCGACCUGAGGCAUAAUUCCUUUGGGACUAUGCACUCGAUACAAGUACGACCCGAGCUCCAGGAUCUGCAACAGGGCGGCCCGAAUGCGGAAGGGCCAGCCAAAAGCGAGGAGAAAGCUUUCAACUUCGCCGUCGUCAUGCUUAUCCUUGCCCUCGUCAUUGCUGCCUUCCAUCAGAUGGCAUUCGGUGCCAUUCUCCCCAUCUAUUUGCUAGACGCGCCCUCGUACAACUCGACAGUCGCAACAUCGCCCCAGCUGGACCUUUCCGGUGGCAUGGGCUUCAGCCUGCACGACGUCGGUGGAUUCCUCGCAGUCAACGGCUUCAUUGCCCUUUUCAUCCAAGGCGUUAUUUUCCCUUUCUUUGUCGAGAGCACAGGCGUCUGGCUGUCUUUUCUGAUCCCCAGCAUCCUCUAUCCGGUAUGCUAUGUCAUGAUGCCGUUUCUGUCUCUGCUGAGGCCAGUGGGGCAGGGCGACGAGGCCCCAGACUCGGCAACCCUAUCCGCCGGCAUAUACGUCACACUGUUCUUGCAGAACUUUUUCGGCAUCAUUGUCACACCUUGCGCUCUGAUUCUGCUCAAGAACGCCUGCCCUUCACCAUUGGUUCUCGGCCGCGUCAAUGGUCUUGCCAUGAGUGCUGUGUGCAUAGCUCGGACGAUCAGCUCUCCACUGGUCGGUGUUUUUUAUGAUGUGGGCGGGAGUGCCGCUGCUUGGUUUGGCUGUGCUGUGGUUGCAAUCUUGGGCGCCGUUCAGCUUUGGUGGGUGCCUAAAGACAAAGUAGUGGGGAGUGGCUCGGAGACAAUGGAGGUACAUGUAGAGAGCGCGUUUGUUGGUCAUCAAGAGGUUUCUGUUUUUGACGAUGAAGAUGAGGAACAACACGAGAGGACAUGAAUGAGGGCGAGGAACUCAAAGGCCGUCUCUUCAAAAGAGGGCCGAGUAAUCAAGAUAGCUCGUAGUAGUCAGUUAAUAAUCACCACCUGAAAACAUGGUGCGC